Clunio marinus is the source of this 1953-nucleotide messenger RNA. The record is from the annotation of a GenBank genome assembly. NCBI's taxonomy places the organism in Eukaryota, Metazoa, Arthropoda, Insecta, Diptera, Chironomidae.
CUGGAAGGCGCGAGUGUCAGGUAGAGAGUGUGGACCUCAGACUAAACGUAUACCAAAAGUCAAAAUAAUGAAUCAGAAAUUAUAAUCAUUCGUGAAAAUACUGUAAUAACAAUAAGAUAUCUUAAAGAAAAGCUCAUAAUUUCUUAAAAACAAACAGUACAAAGGUCUGCAUAAUCAGGAAAGCAGGAGAUAUGGAGCUUAUAUCGAAUUCAGCUCAUUCUCAAACAUUUUGGACUUAUUUAGUGUUUUUAUUCAUUGAAUUAAUUUAUACAAAAGGUGCAGAAUCAGCAUCUUCUAAAGCUGAAGUUGAAAGACAUUUAGAGCUAGGAAGAGAUUUCCUUGCUAGAGGACAACUGCAAGAUGCACUGACACAUUAUCAUGCUGCUGUUGAAGGCGAUAGCCGCAAUUAUUUAACAUUCUUCAAAAGGGGAACUGUUUAUUUGGCACUUGGUAAAGCUAGACUUGCCAUUAGUGACUUGGAUCGUGCGUUGGAACUUAAACCAGACUUCACGACAGCAAGAGCACAAAGAGGGAGUGUCUAUUUAAAAAUGGGUGACUUCAAUAAAGCUGAAAUUGAUCUUUAUAGCGCUCUUCAAGAAGAUCCUUACAAUGAAGAGACAAACUAUCUUUAUCAAAGAAUCAAUCCAGCUCGUGAACAACUAGACUUAGUUCAUGAUGUGAUGAAAAACCGAGAUUAUCAAACAGCAAUUACAUUAUUAACACAAUUACUUGAAAUAUCCCCAUGGUGCCCAGAAGUUCGAGAACUUAGAGCUCAAUCACAUUUGUUUAUGGGUGAUCGAUUAUCAGCAGUUUCUGACUUUCGCUCAGUCAAUCGAUUAAUGCAAGAUGGUUCGGAUGAUCUCACAAGUCACAUUUUCAAACUUUCAAAACUUCUUUAUGAGAUUGGACAUGCUGCUGAUGCUUUGAAAGAAAUUCGUGAAUGUUUGAAGCUUGAUCCCGAACAUAAGCUUUGUUUCCCAUUCUAUAAGAAGAUUAAAAAGAUUGAUAAAUUCAUAGGCGAUGCUCAAAUGUAUCAAGAGAAUAAUGAAUAUGAAAAUUGUAUCUCGUCAGCUGAGAAAGUUCUUAAAAAUGAAAAAGAGGUUCAAAUGAUAAUCUUCGGUGCCAAUCAACUUCUUUGUAGCUGUAGUGUGAAGAAUGAUAAAUAUUCUGAUGCCAUCACUUAUUGUAAUGCGGCCUUGAAAAUCGAUAAAGAUCCACACACACUUUGCGAUCUCGCUGAAGCACUCAUAGGUGAAGAAAUGUACGAUGACGCUAUUAGAAGCUAUCAAGAAGCUAUGGAAAUAGAUGAUCAUUUGCAAAGAGCAAAGGAAGGUGUCGAGAGAGCGAAAAGACUGCAAAAACAAGCUGAAAAACGAGAUUAUUACAAAAUUCUUGGCGUAACUCGAUCAGCAACUAAACAAGAGAUUGUCAAAGCUUAUAGAAAGAUGGCACAGAAAUGGCAUCCAGAUAACUUUGCAACUAAUGAGAGUGAAAAGAAAAUCGCUGAGAAGAAGUUUAUUGAUAUUGCUGCAGCAAAAGAAGUUCUCACCGAUCCAGAGAAACGUGCACAAUUUGACAAUGGUGAAGAUCCACUUGAUCCUGAAGGAAAAGCAAACGGAUUCAGACAUGGCAAUCCCUUCCAGCACUUCCAACAUCAUGGAUCUCCUUUCCAAUUCAAAUUUCACUUCUCGUGAAAUGAUUUCUUUCAUAACAUGUUUGCCUUUGUUAAAUAAAUUUCUAAUUGAUUUCAAAUCUCUGUUGUAAUAAUAUUAAUGGAAAAAAUAGUCAAUUGUGAUGAAAGAUUUUAUUAUUUCUUAAGUAGAAUCUUAUUACAUUCAACGGAUGAUUUGCUUGCUCGUUGACAUUUCUUCAUUUCAUUUGCUAAUUUUAAAUUUCUUUUUUCUUGAAAUACUGUAAAUAAAUUGAAAAUAUUAAAUUAAACGAGAAGAAUGU